Messenger RNA from Coccidioides immitis RS, 705 nucleotides. RefSeq lists its product as uncharacterized. The record is from RefSeq and is a predicted model, not a curated record. Lineage: Eukaryota; Fungi; Ascomycota; Eurotiomycetes; Onygenales; Onygenaceae. The coding region runs from base 1 to 705 and encodes 234 amino acids. The transcript has 2 exons.
AUGGUUCACCAGCAAUCCUCACAUUUAUUCGAGUCGAUUCUCGACGGCACCAACGCCACUGCGCUCUUUUCUUUCCUGCACUCCAAUGAUCCGCGCAGCUACAACACGGCUCAAGAAGCUAUGCUUGCAGCCAGUCGGGCAAGCAAGUCGUGUCGGCGGUUCGUGCCCUCGGACUACGGCGGAGACAUCGACAGAUUUCCCGGUCUGCCACGGUUCUAUGAGCCCACGCACAGAGCGUUCCGCGAGAACAUCCUGCGUCACGAGACCGAGAUCGAGUGGACGGCCGCCAACCAUGGGUGGUUCAUGGAUUACUUCGUACAGGGAAGUAAAGUAGAUCCGACUACAUUGCCGUACGGCUUUUCUGGACGAUCGCCGGCGACAGCAGGACAGGGUGAGAAUGAUAAUAACAGUAAAGACAUCGACUUCUCGAUUCCGCGCUCGUACAUGAAGCCUCUCCCGGGUAUCUGGCCUCUCGACCUCGACUCGUUCACAGCAACGCGCCUGGGAACCGGGAACGAGGCUAUCGGCUGGACAUCAGCGCGCGAUGUCGCUCGCGCCCUGGUGCGACUCGUCCAAGCACCCGCCGGAUCCUGGGAGAAGCACACCUACGUAGCGGGCGAGAUAGGGACGUGGUACCAGGCCAUUUCAAAAGUGGAAAAGUUUCUUGGUCGAAAAUUUGUUGUUGUCGAUCCGCCAUCAGAAUAG